Pelagomonas calceolata is the source of this 1022-nucleotide messenger RNA. The record is from the annotation of a GenBank genome assembly. Lineage: Eukaryota; Pelagophyceae; Pelagomonadales; Pelagomonadaceae.
GUGGUUGGCUCGUGCCGGAAGGCGCAUAUCGCGGGCUAGAUUACAGCCCCUCGCCAUCGCACGGCCGCAAAACUUUGUAGAAGUGGGGUCCAGGUCCCUACCAUCGGCGCUUAGGACCGGCGCUGUUCAGCGGUACUCCACUAUGGACGUUCUCCCCGGAGGCUCAACCGCACCUCCCGACGACGACGACGAGGCGCGCUACGAGGCGGCCCUGGAAUUGAAUGCGAGACUGCGGGCCCAAGCGGCCCAGAUCCCCGACGACGGGGCGGGCUACGGCCCGUCCGACGGCGAGGGCGACGACGACGAGGCCCGCUACGCGGCCGCGAUGGAGCUCAACGCGCGCCUGCGGGCGACGGCCGCCCAGCUCCCGGGCUACGGCCCCGCCGACGGUUUACAGAAGGCGCCCGCCGAGGACGGGCCCCCGACCGCCGAGGAUUUGGACGAGAUCGACCAAUUGCAGCAAGCCUUGGCGCUGAACGCGCGCCUGAAGCGGCGCCAGGAGGAGGCCGAGGCGCUGGCCCGCGAGCGCGCCAUCGCCGAGGCGGAAGCGCAACGCUUCCGCGAGGAGUCGCUCAUGGACUUCCAGGGCCCACGAAAAGCGAUCCCGCGGAAGCGGCGCGGCUCGGCGUCGCGGCGGUUGGGCAACCGCGACCCCGAGAAGGCGCGCAUCGAGCGCGACAACGCCAUGCUCGUGCGCCACAUGACGGACAUCCAGACGUCGCGGCGGCCGGCGCCGCGGCCCUUCCUCGGCGGCCACAAGGCCGCGUCCGCGAUUCGAAGGAAGGAGACGUCGCGCAAGAUUUUGAGGGAGAACCACAAGAUCGCCGCGAAGCUGGAGAAAAUUUCUGAUGGUGUUGCUAGGCGUUCCUCCGGCUACAACCGCACGAAGCCGCUCCACGAGGGCCCGCUCCAGAAGCGGAACCGGGAAAUGGCGCUCGCGCGGCGCGCGCGGCCCGUGCUCCAGCAGCCGGACAUGACGUUCUAGACACCUCGCUUCGUUACCACUAAGACCAUUGCCGAUG